Nothobranchius furzeri (turquoise killifish) is the source of this 1469-nucleotide messenger RNA. RefSeq names its product male-enhanced antigen 1 (gene mea1). Gene Ontology annotation, biological process: spermatogenesis. The record is from RefSeq and is a predicted model, not a curated record. Lineage: Eukaryota; Metazoa; Chordata; Actinopteri; Cyprinodontiformes; Nothobranchiidae.
CACAGUCACAUAAACAGACGCUAACUUACCAAGCUGCACAUGAAAACAACGGCAGGUAGCUGGGCCAGCGCUAGGCCGCGUUUCCGUCCGGUUCUGUCGGGACAGCAGUGGGUGAGACCCACCUGAGCAGAGCCGAAGCGAAUGCUACCGUUUAGCUUCUGAGUCGCAGUCCUGUCCUAAGCUGCGCUAAUACUACAACCGUGAAGACAAAGAUCCGGGAAGACCAGUUGCAUGCUGGUUAACCCUGCUGCCCUACAUGCUGGACACUGCUGUCUUAGUCCAUUUGUGUCUCCUCAGUCAUUCUGUCCCCGUGUCUUCACAGAGAGCUUUCUGUCCUCUGUGGAUGGAAGUGUGCAGCUCAGCGAUGGGACCAGAGAGAGUCUUGCCGAGGUCUGAGGACGAGCUGGGGGAGGACGAGCGUCCCGUGGACGGAGCUGUGCUGCCUACUGGGGCUGUGUGGGGGGGCGGGGGGGAGGAUGGGGCAGAGAUGGAGCUGGAUGGAGAGGAGGUGGAGGAAGAGGAAGAGGUGAGCAGCGGAGGAUACUAUUACCAGCCUUUAAACCAGGAGCCAGAAGGUCCUAACAGCAGCCAACACCACGAGGACACCGGGGAGGACAGAGAAGAGGUGUCCCACUCUGAGCAGCUGCAGCAGGUGCAGCACAGAUUAGAGGUGAUGGGUCUACAUCUCCCUGAAGCUCCACUAUCUGACAGUGAGGAAGAGGAUGAUCCAGAGGGAGCAGCAGCCCAGAGGAGCAGAGCCUCCAUCCCCAUGGAUGCUGAUCAUGUGGAGCUGGUGAAAAGGACCAUGGCAAGCGUGGCGCUGCCAUCUCUCGGUGUGCCACUGUGGGCGCAGGAGAUCUCUGACGACCAAUGGAAGGACAUGGUCCAGCACACACUACAGAGCCGACAGAGUUCUGCUGGGCUGUGGCUAACGCGCCGGAGCAACAUCUAGGAACCCUGAACUUACUGGGACCACAGGACAAUUAAAUCUUGAACGAUCCAUUCCUCCAAACUUCUUGCAGAGCCUGAAUGGCAUCGAUUAGCCUAAAAUGUGCCGCAGUGAGCCUUGAAUGCAGCGCCCUGGAGAGUUCAUUAGCUUGCUUGAUCUCCAGCUGCCCGUUGUUCUGAUUCUGGAUGGAAUUUGGAUUCAAAAGGUAAAACCAGGAACUGAGAGGCUGAUGUUUUCAGGUGAUCGGUUAUACAUUCAGUUAGUCUUGAUCCAGUUCUGAGCUUUUACUGUCCUGAUGGUUGAUUUAACGUUGGUCUUGUGAUCAAUCAGCACUUUAUUGCUUCAAAAAGUCAAAACAUGAGUGUCGCUCUGAUUGGUCAACGAGUGAAAGCCGGUCUGUUUUUAUUUUGAAUUUGUAACUUAACAUUUGGAUCAGAACCUGCCAGUCCAGUUCUGGUAAUCCAACUCCUGAGUGUAAAAUGAUCUUCCUUUAUUAAAGUCUGUGAAAGAACCAAACGGC